UUCCUUCCUUUCUUCCUAAUAUUCCUAACUUGAACCAGCUUCAGUACCACUACUGCCCACUUCCGAUUUCCCAAUUUCCGCACUUUCCUUUCUCUCGAUUUUCUCUGAUCUUCAGCAGAAUCAUACCCAGUUAUGGUGAAAUCGGCCGACAAUGGGUCUGUGUCAGUUGCGCCUUUUCUGAAGAAAUGCUAUGACAUGGUCGACGAUGACUCCACGGAUUCCAUAAUUUCAUGGGGUCAGAACAAUGAUAGUUUUGUUGUUUGGGACCGGACUCAGUUCUGUGUUCACUUGCUGCCUAAGUACUUCAAGCACAGCAAUUUCUCUAGCUUCGUUAGGCAACUCAAUAUCUAUGGUUUUAGAAAGAUAGAUGCAGAUCGUUGGGAAUUUGCAAAUGAAGGAUUUAUUAGAGGUCAAAAGGAUUUAUUGAAGAAUAUCUCCAGAAGGAAACAUCCUCAGGGCUCUGACCAGCGUAAAGCAUCGCAGCCUCAGGACAACUCUGUUGAACCAUGUGAGAACAUUGAAAAUGUCGGGCUGUGGAAGGAAGUUGAGAAUUUGAAGACUGAUAAGAAUGCUCUCAUGCAGGAGCUAGUCAAACUUAGGCAGAACCAGGAGACUGCUGAUAGUAAGUUGCUUCGCCUGAAGGAUCGUCUUCAAGGAAUGGAAAAGAAUCAGCAACAGAUGCUCUCAUUCUUAAUCAUGGCAAUGCAAAGCCCAGGCUUUUUGGUUCAGCUGCUUAAGCCUAAGGAAAAUAACCGGCAUAUGACUGAAGCAGGCAAUAUGCUAGGUAGCACUGCAGAGGAUAGUGAAUCAGUAGCUUCUGAUGGUAUGAUAGUAAGAUACCAGCCACCUGUGGAGGAAGCACCAAAGCCAGUACUCAAACCAGUGAUAGACUCGGAGAUUCCUCCUGAAUUUGAUGCAUCUUCUGGAGGGAUGAAAGAUUUUUGGAUGAACAUUGAUUUUGUGAAAGUUCUUGUGGAUGAUAGUCACAUACCUUUUGCUCCACCAGAUUUACAUGACGAUGGUGCUUGGGAAAAGCUUCUUCUAGCUAACCCUUUUCUAGAGAACGGGGAAGAUGGAAAGAAAGAUAAAGAAUGCCCCACAGACUCGGGUAUGGAAGUUGAAGCAACAGAGUCCGGAAUGUAUUUGGACAAACCUCAUAAUUUUGAACUUCUACUGCAAAAUAUGGGAAAUUCUCAUAACUUAGAGAUUGAACCGAUAGUAAAUGGAUCACAGUUGGAGACAUCCGAGAACUUGGAACUUCUAACAGAGCAAUUGGGGCAUUUGACUUCUGAAAGUGACCAUAGGGAUGAAAUCCCUAGUAAGUAGUGUAAAUUAUAUGGUAGUCUCUGAAACUUAUUUUAACAUGUUUUAAUUAUAUAUAUGUAUAAGAAACUAAGAAAGUGAUAUAUCUCCAUUUCAUACAUUCAUAUUUCUCAAUCUAUAGAGAGGAAAAGGUUGGGAUUUCAAUUAUUUUUAAGAGUCGGGACUUGAUAUGUAUUUUUUUGAAAAUAUAUUAUUUUAUUUUUU
Molecule: messenger RNA, 1527 nt
Organism: Rubroshorea leprosula
Lineage: Eukaryota; Viridiplantae; Streptophyta; Magnoliopsida; Malvales; Dipterocarpaceae
Source: the annotation of a GenBank genome assembly